AGCUUCAAAAUAACAAAAAAGUUGAAAGAUAAAAUCUAUUUGUGAAUUUUAUUUAUCAAAAAAUAUAACUUUUUUUAAAUAAUUUAGAUUAGAAACUAGAAUAUUUUAUAAAAAUGUAUUCUUAUAAUAUUUUUAUAAUAUAAUGUGAGAUAUAAAUUUUAGAAACAUUUAAGAAAAGCUUUGCGAAUUAAUUGAAAUUUUUUUCAAAUGGUACCUAUGCAACUGGAAAUUUGCUAGAUUCGCACAAAUCAAAAUUAAAAUGAAUUUUCAUAGUAAAAAAAAUAGUUGAAAAGUUAAAAAAAUUUAUUAAUUUCCUAGUUGAAUUCAAAAUAGUAAGAGGAAGUGGAUAUAAAAAAUAUAAAAGUGCAAUAGUAUCUACAACGCUAGAAAUUAAGAAAUAAAUUCUGAAUGAAGAUUUUUGUUUCUAUUUAGACCACUUUAAAAAAAUUUAUUUGCCAUGGCUAUGAUGAAAAGCCUUAUUUUUAAUUAUAAGUUGAAAGAGUUUAGAGAGGUUUCAUAUCCCAUUGAAUUUAAAAGUGAGGAUGUCUGUUUAAUAUUAUGUAAAGAAAAUCGUAUACUACCUACAGUACGUGUUUUAUUUCAAUUACGCAUUUGUGAUACUGAACAUUGGAUACCACCUGGAGAACCUUUGAAACCAUAUACAAAAUAUGAAUUUCGCAUAAGAUUUAGAAUUCCAGAAUUAAUCUCAUUAAAAAAAUUAGAUGAAAUAACAUAUGAUUAUUUUUAUCAUCAAGCUCGUUUUGAUAUGGUAAUGGGAAAAAUUGAUGAAAUUAAAUAUCCAACACAUAAAGAUCGUGUUCUAGGUAUUUGUGUAGUUGAUACAUAUAUAGAUAUGAUCGAAAAAUGUAUGUCAAUUGAAGAUAUUGAAAAAAAUUACAAAAAAUAUAUACCAAAAGAAUUAUUAAAAAUUCAUAAAUUAUUUGCCAAAAGAAAGUUAUUUGCUGGAUUAAGGCACAUAAAAGAAUCAAGCCAUGAUUUGUUUUAUGUUAAAGGAUCAUACUUAAAUACAAUCUACGAUAUGGCACCAAACUAUUUGAUUGAACAAUAUGAAGGCAGGGCAAAUUAUUUACCUGAAGAUAAUUUUAAAGAUGGACGUUGCCCUGUUUUAAUAGAAUUCAAUCCACACCAUGAAUCUGAGCCAGGAUUAAGAGUUUUUUAUCGCUAUAAAGGAAAAUGGCGACAUAUUGUGAAAAUCGAUCAAAUAUAUGUAAUUUCUAAAAGCUUUGCACAACAAGAGAAUUGUGUCAGAUUAGAAGUAGGAGAUUUACCAAAUGGAUAUACAUUAGAGUUUUUCAAUUCAAAUGAUAGAGAUUCAUUUAUUACAUGUGUAGCUGGCUACUAUAGACUGAUGGUGAGAUGGAACACCGAUUUAUGUUUUGAAUUCAAAACUCCUUCAUUAACUGAGUUAAAAGAAUUAAAAUGUCAUGGACCAGUUGGUGGAGAUUUUUCAUAUGGACAAAUAAGAGAAAAAAAUAAUAACCCGGGUUCAUACAUCAUAAGGCAAAGUGAAAGGGAAUAUGAUACUUAUUAUAUAGACAUAAAUACAAGAAUAGCGCAUACCGAAACUCUUAAAAUUACUCGAGAUAGCAAAAAAUGGUACCUGCACUCACAGGAAACUAAAAGACCAUUUGAAAAAUUGACUGAUCUAGCAUUAAGUAUUGAAACAAAUUCUGAUAAAUUUCGUAUACCACCUUCUGAUUACGAUCAAACCCCAUUGCUUUUAAUAUGUUUACCUAAAAGCCAAAUCAAAGCUAAAAAGGCGGUUGACGAAAGUCUUAAAGAGGAAUUGCAACGAAAACGUGUACAAGUAUUCGAUCCAAAAAUAGAUUUAUGUGUGUACCAAAACACGGCAAAAGACUGUGAAGGAGGGAUGAUGGAAGAAAUGAAAGCGGAUUGGGUUUUAGUGAACCAACAUUUGAAAGUUACUCUCAAAAUCUUAAAAUCGGAGAGGCAUGUUGCAGAUUUUAUGAAAUUGGCAAAUACUUGGGGGAAAAUGUACUCACAUGAAUUUUUGAAAUUGUAUGGAAUAACACUCUCUACGCCCUACGCUAUGAUAAUGGAAUAUGCAAAGAGCGGGCCUUUAAAUGAGUUUUUACAACGAAACACAAAUAUACCAUUAAUUUGUUUAUUAAAUAUUGUUCAUACUCUCGUCAGGGCUAUUGUUUACUUACAGGAAAAUAAAUUUUUUCAUGGUUUCAUUAGGUGCUGCAAUCUUCAAGUUAUUAAAUAUGAUGCAAAAACCAACGAAAUUGUUGUAAAGUUGGCCGAUCCAGGAUUUCCAAAAAAAUAUACUAGAAAGGAUUUACCUUGGAUUCCAUUAAAUUACCACAACGAUUUGGAAAGAGCUAAAAAAGAUUUGAGUUCAGAAUUCUGGGCAUUUGCAACCGUUUUGUGGGAAAUAUUUUCAUAUGGUGCCCCUGUUGAUCUUUUUGAUACAAACGGAUUGCAAAGAAAUCUUCGUGAAACUGGUUCUAUUUUACCUCUUCCUGAGAACUGUCCUGAAGAUAUGAAAAUAACAAUAAUGGAUGGUUAUUGCUUAGACCCUGAACAGAGGUUCAACAGGCAGUUAAUUUUCUCACGACUUUCUGCCAUUAAAGAAGAAAAUUAUAGUAAUUAUGAUACGCCUCUUACAGAAACAACAUCUUUAGAUACUCAGUCAACGAGAUCAAGUGAAGGAUCUCGAACAACAGGCCAAACAACAUGUGAUAAUUGUAGUGAACCAAGUUCAUGCUCUGAUUUUUCUACUUGUGACAGAAUACCAUUAAUUCAUAACUCUAGACAACGUCACAAUUCACAUAAUGGUUGUGUUAAUCAAUUCAAUGGCUUUCCAACAUCUGCUAGUUAUUUUGCUGAUACUCCAUUGGCAACUCAAUUGAGUGAUGGUAGUACUGUAGUGCAAUAUGAAAAAAUAGGCGAAGGUCAUUAUGGCACAGUAUAUCGUGGCGUUAUUCAUUAUAGUCAUAACAGAGGUUCAAAAAAAGUUGCCAUAAAAACAUUAAAACCUGAUUUUCAUAAGCAUUUAUCAGAAGACUUUGAAAGGGAGAUUAAUAUUAUGAAGUCGCUUGAUCAUCCAAAUAUAGUAAAAAUAUUGAAGUGGAAUAAGAGACCACAAAUCUCUAUUAUUAUGGAAUUCGUAGAGUGCGGAUCGUUUAUAAUAUAUCUAUCGUCACAAAAACCAAAUUUGACCAAUGACAUUCUAUUAAAUUUUGCACUCGAUAUUGCUAAUGGUAUGCACUAUUUAAGAGAAAAGAAGAUAAUUCAUAGAGAUUUAGCAGCAAGAAAUAUUUUAGUUGACAAUGAUUGUGUUAAAAUUUCGGACUUUGGCUUAGCUCAGUAUGCUGAUUCAGAAGGAUAUUAUCUUGUUAAAAGUGAUAGAGCAAUACCCAUUAUAUGGUAUGCACCAGAAACAAUUCGAACAAAUAAAUUCUCAUUUCAAUCUGAUGUCUGGUCGUAUGGCGUAACAUUAUUCGAAAUGUUUUCAAGGGGAGAAAAGCCCAAUUUAAUACCGAAUAAAGAAGUAAAUCAAGCUGAAUUUUUAAAUUUGCUUGAAAUUGGGCAAAGGUUACCUAAACCGAUAAUCUGCCCAGAUAGUGUUUAUGAACAGUUAAUGCGGCCAUGUUGGUAUGCUAAUCCUAAAGAGAGGCCUACAUUUAAGGAUAUCAUCGAAACAAUCAAGAGACUUCAAAAUGAAAAUGGCGAAUUUUUAACGUAGGAUUCUUUUCAAACAAAAAUAAAUUCAUGUAAAACAAACAUACAAGUAUAUAAAUACUACUUUAAUUAAAAUAAAACCUAAAUAUAAAUAUUUUAUAAGUUAUAUUUUUUAGAUGUGAAUAAGUUUGAUUGUUUUAGCAUAUUCUUUAUUGUAUAUAUAUAUUUCUUUUUUAAGAAGUAUAUAUUUUUUAUAUUUUUAGUCAAACAUUAUAUGUUUAUGUUAAGAAAAAAAAUAUAUCUGUAGAUAAAAUCGCUUAAAAAAAUAAUAAAUGUUAAUUAUUAAUGUUAAUUGGUAUAAUAUGAAUUAUGUAGUGUUCUAACAUUUAAUUAUGCAAAAAGAAAAAAAAAUUAAAUUUAAUUAGUUAUUUUAAAAGAAUGUUUUUUAAAGAUCAUAUUAAAUGC
Molecule: messenger RNA, 4134 nt
Organism: Condylostylus longicornis
Lineage: Eukaryota; Metazoa; Arthropoda; Insecta; Diptera; Dolichopodidae
Gene: hop
Product: tyrosine-protein kinase hopscotch
Exons: 10
Coding region: 458-3733 (1091 amino acids)
Biological process (GO): cell differentiation; hemopoiesis; peptidyl-tyrosine phosphorylation
Cellular component (GO): cytoskeleton; cytosol
Molecular function (GO): non-membrane spanning protein tyrosine kinase activity; ATP binding; cytokine receptor binding
Source: RefSeq, a predicted model, not a curated record